CAUUAAUAUUACAAUUGUUCCGAAAUGCUGAAAGCGAUCUGAAAAUGCAGACCAUCAUGAUGACUAUUUGAAUCUGAUUCGUCAACAGCAGAACAAGACAAAAAAUCUAACACACAGACAUCUUCCCUGUCCACAAAUGCACAAAGCGCUUCACCUACACAUUUUUCACAAAACAGAAUAAGGCUGAAGUACACUAUGUUUGUUUUGGUUUGUCUUUUUCCCUCUUCUUUUUUAUCCUUCUUUUUGCAGUGGAAAAUAAUACACUUAAAUUAUAAAUAUUUUUGUAAAGGUUGUAUGUUUUAAUAGCUUUUUUUUGUUUUUACCUUUUUUACUGCCUGAAAGUACUGGUUUAUUUCAUUAUUGUAAUAAUGCCUUUUUCUCACCAACUAGCCGUGCCCUGCUUCAAUCAGUUUCCCCAUGCAGUGAGUUCCAGUGUGAGGGUGCUAUGGAUCUGUUUGGAGGUUGAAUAAUAUUUUUUUAACAUGAUUUCAUUGUAAUAUUAUGUCAUUUUAUUGUAAUAAUUUAUUUUCUAAAUUUGAUUAUCAUAUUGAGAACGCUUUAAAAAAUGCAAGAUGUUUUUAGGCAUUGCUUUACACACUGAUAUUAGUACCUCUAAAAAAAGACUACAGCUCAUGAAAAAGUUGAAUAUAAUUUCAGAAAGUCAAACCCUUAUAUAAUUCAGACUCAUGACACAGAAGCUUUCAAGCCUUUAUUUCUUGAAAUGAUGAUUAUGGCUUACAGAUAAUGAAAACCCAAAAUGCAGUGUCUCGGAAAAUUUGAUUAUUAAAAGAUUAUUAAGAUCAAUUAAAAAUAAUAUUUUAAACAGAAAUGUCAGGCUUGUCAAAACUGUGUUCAUUUCUAUGCACUCAAUACUUGGUUGAGCAUGAAUUGCUGCAUCAGUACGCUGAAGCAUGUAGGCAAUCACCUUGUGGCACUGCUCAGGUGUAAUGGAAGCUCAGGUGCUUCAGAUCACCUGCAUUGUUUGCUCUGGUGUCUCAUCUUCCUCUGGACAAUACCUCAGAGAUUCUCUGAGAGAUUCAGAUCAGGCAAGUUUGAAGACCAAUCAUGCACAGUAGCAACAUGGUCAGUGAGCCAUCAUUUGUUACCUUUGGCUGUGUGGGCAAAUGCCCAGACCUGCUGGAAAAUUAAAUUGGCACCUAAGCUUAAGGCUCUGGCUCCACUGCCCUCGUCAGCGUUUACGCGCAUAACCCCGCGAAACCACAGCCACGUGUCAACGCGAAUAAACACACGCUUUGGUGAAUAGUGAUGUUAUUUCCAGAUAUGGGUCACUGUUAUGGACAAGAAAUUACGAACCUUCAGAAGAAUUGUUUAAUCAAUUAUUAAUUAUUUUAUUAAUGUGGGUAAUUGAUAUUACAUCAGAUGUGUACUGACAAUGUAAAAUAGCCUACAAUAACACAUACCUCGUUUCCUCAUUUUCCUUUGAAGCAAAAACAAAACAAGCUCCUUUCCUGUGCUCAUUUUGCUAAAUCAAUCAAGAUAGGAUGAUGGGGUCUUUGCCAUCAACCCAUUGUUAAAAAAUCACAUAACAAAUAUGUUUUAAUACUUGCAUUUUUAUGGUCGUUUCAUUUACUUUCAUCAUGCCAUAUAUGCCCAUUUGGCUGUGUAAAGGUCAAGUUAGCUCUUAUAUACAUUAACACGCAGUUUAUGGCAUUUAAAUGUAAGGUUACGCUUUUAUUUUGGUGACUUCCGGUGUGAACGGAAGUGAAGGAAAAAACGUUAGCUUGUUAUAAAGAAAAGACGCAAAGUAAACACGGCAACGUUAAUAGUGAAAAUCAAAACAACGGAGAAAAGUUAUAUAAAACAAACUAAAGAUAGCUACAGUCGACAGGGGAACAAGCUCUUACGUUGGUUCUAUGACACGGCAAGGAAAGAUUAAAAGUCAUUUAACCAUCAGUUCUGACCUUUUCAGUUCGAUUGGAUGCUACAGGCUGUGUGACAAUUUGAUUACCUUACCUGGGGGCAAAUGUACAAAUUUGACCUUUGCAGUGCCCUCCUUGAAUGAAAUUCUGAAGGACCCUGCUCAGUCAAGGGAAUGAUUUCCCUUUGCCCAUUUACCCUGCAGAGCUGGAACGUUUGGGGUUAUAAGGCAUAUAUGUUGCAGCCUGUCCAAAAACUGUUGUGGGGUGAAGUCCAAGCCACCACCUGACAGCAUUCUAUGACACACUCUGCUUUCAUCUUGAAUCUAUCUUUGUCUGAGUUGACAAAACAGCUUCAUGAAGGUUCACUGUCUCCAGAAGAGGUCUUUUAUGCAUAUAUGGAUAAGACCCUUGAUUUACAACAAAAACUAAACUGCUGCACUGAGAUUAUUUUGGAUAGUUUUGAGAAGUUAAAAACUAUUGACUCUGGCAAAAAAGGUCUUUUAUAUGGAGUUCCUGUCAGUGUUAAAGAAAAUCUCUCUCUCAAGAACUGUGACUCUAAUUGUGGGGUGGUCAAAUUUAUAGACCAGCCUGCUGAUGAUGACUGUGUGCUAGUGAAAGUGCUGAAGAAGCAAGGAGCAAUUCCUUUUGUGAGAACGAACUUUCCACAGAGUUUAAUAAGCUUUGAUUGCAGUAACCCAUUUUAUGGCCAGACUGUGAACCCAUAUAAUCUUCAAAAAACCUCUGGAGGUUCUUCUGGCGGAGAGGCUUCCCUGAUUGGUGGAGGAGGCUCAGUAAUUGGUGUAGGCUCAGACAUUGGAGGUAGUAUUCGGGUCCCUGCUUCGUUUUGUGGGAUUUGUGGGCUAAAGCCAACAUCAGGUCGAUUGAGCUCCGUGGGUCUUAAAACCUUUAUCCGAGGGCAAAAGGCUGUGGAAAGUACUAUUGGACCAAUGGCAAAGGAUGUGGACAGUUUGGCUCUGUUCAUGAAGGCUGUACUUUGUGAUUACAUGUUUUCCCUGGAUCCAACUGUUCCACCACUGCCAUUUAAUGAGAAGGUGUACCAAAGCAGGAAACCUCUGAGAAUUGGAUAUUUUGAACAAAUUGAGGAAACACUAGCAUUUCCAUCAAUGAUCCGAGCAGUGCAAGAAGUCAAGGUUUUGUUAGAGCAAGCAGGCCACACUUUGGUGCCUUACAACUUGGUGAAAAAGGAGAUGUUUGAACUAGUGACCAAAGGGAUUUUGCCAGAUGGAGGUAGAAUCUGUGCUGAACAAAUGAAAGGAACUACAGUUGACCCUAGUUUAAAAUUUGCAAAUUUACUUUGGAGAACGCCAAAUUGGUUGAAGAAAGUGAUUGCCUUCAUCAUUAAACCUUUGUUGCCCUUUACAAGUCGUACAUUACAGGCUGUGAGUGGAGUUGGAUCUAUUGCUGGCCUUUUCAAGUUGCAAGCUUCAAUAGAGGACUGUGUAAAAGACACAAUAGCAGAGUGGCAACUGCUCAAUAUAGAUGUUGUCCUUUGCCCAAUACUUGGACCCGCUUUGAACUUCCAUUAUUGUUCCAAAGUAUAUAGUAUGGUUCCAUUUUCAGCGACUUUCAAUCUGCUCAACUUUUGUGCUGGUGUUGUGCCUGUUUCCACUGUGACUGCACAGGAUGAGAAAAACCUCUGUCAUUUUGCUUCGGGGAAUAUGUAUGAACGGUUUUUAAACAAGGCUGCAAAAGGAGGAGAGGGCCUUCCUGUUGGUGUCCAGUGUGUGGCUCUGCCUUGGCAUGAAGAACUCUGCCUGCGCUUCAUGAAGGAGGUGGAGGAGCUUGUCAAGAAACAGAAGACCUAGGAAUUAACUAUUCAAAACAAAAUAAAUCACCACUAAGAUGAAACCGAUCAGUAGAGCAAUGUCCUAUUAUUGUGCUUAAACAUUAAGGACAAUAGCUAUGUCCACACGUACACCAAAAUCAGAUUAUUAUGAUUUGAGGAUAUUUAAAAUUUAAUGAAAUGCAACCUGCAAAAUCUGAUGUGAAUAAUCAGAGGGACCAUGAUCAGAAAUAAAUCAGAUGAUUUAGCUGUGUACAUGUCAUUUGAAUCAUUCUAUAACUCAAAAAAUCUGCUUAUAAUAAUCACAUGCACACUCAAAAUCAGUAGUAUGCUGGUAACCACAGCCAUUUUGGUGGCCUUUCCUUUUCAUUUGUCUUCUGUAUUAGAGAAAUGAAAUGAGGUGGCAAGUGUUACCCUAGACUUGGCAAAGAGCUGGAAUUGAGAGGUAGUUCUUAGCAUUAUCUGUGGCACGUGGAGCAGCUCUGACUGUGACACUCAGUCAGGGAGCGCUAAGCUUUUAGCGCCUUCCAUGGUCUUCAGAGAAAACUUGACAUUGUUCCUAAAUCCCCCAAUUGAAGUUAUAACACACAAUAACAUAUGCUAAAUUCACACUGCAACCUUUGUCUACACUUGGCUAAAAAUAUGUGAACCUUUUUCAUUUGAUGUAACAAGUUGACAGUUUACAUUGAAUAAAAAUCCUUGUAUUCAUUAA
This is a messenger RNA of Boleophthalmus pectinirostris (great blue-spotted mudskipper), 4396 nucleotides long. Its product is annotated as fatty-acid amide hydrolase 1. The transcript is spliced from 16 exons. Bases 2177 to 3706 code for a protein of 509 amino acids. NCBI's taxonomy places the organism in Eukaryota, Metazoa, Chordata, Actinopteri, Gobiiformes, Gobiidae. Gene Ontology annotation, molecular function: fatty acid amide hydrolase activity; amidase activity. The record is from RefSeq and is a predicted model, not a curated record. Gene Ontology annotation, biological process: fatty acid catabolic process.